AUGGAAGAGGACAUCGAACUAGAGCGGCUUCGGAAAUCCGUCGUCAACCCACCAGACACAAGAGGAUUAAGUAAACGGCUUCAUCGACGAACGCGUCGAGCACACGCCUAUCACGAGACACAGAACUUGCAUAUAAAUCGUCUCAUUCAAGUGGCCGAGGACCCGACUUCAACAAGGAUAUUAGACGAUCGAGUCGACUCAUCAGCUGCUCACGUCAAAGCCGCCAUAUACCUUUCUAUCUAUGGCACGAUCCUUGUCGCCGUGCUGCAGAUCUACGCAGCGGCAACGACUCGCUCCUUAUCUCUCUUCGUGACCAUGGCGGAAAGUUGCUGCGAGGCAGUCAGUAACAUCGGUCUUGAUUAUUUGCAUAGGAAAUCGAGGAAGCUUAGCGAUUCGACCCGCUGGCCGGCGGGCGCUGGACGACUCUGUAAUGCCAGGAAUAUCUGCUUUGCCUUUGCCUUGAUGGCUGUGUCGCUGGUCUUGGCUGUCGAGUCGAUCCGCGCUCUCGCGAGCCCGGACCACGAGCUGGGAACAUUUCACGUCGCGGCUAUCAUCGCCGCUGCGUGUGGAUUCGGAAUCAAGCUCUUCCUGGCCGUCUAUUGCUUCAUCUUCCGUCGACACAGUAGUCAAUUGGAAAUGCUGCGGGAAGACAACCGAAACGACUGCUUCGAGUACGGGUUCGCGAUAUUCACCUCUGCCGCUGGGGCUAAGUUAGGCUGGUGGGUGGAUCCGGCUGGUGCGUUACUUAUCGCUUUUGUUAUUAUCGCCACCUGGAUUCGCACGGUUUAUUCGGAGUUUAUGGAGCUUUGUGGACUUGGAGCUGAGCCCGCCUUGGUGCAGGAGAUCGUGUUCUUGACACUGAGGCAUUCGGAUUUGAUUUUGAAGGUGGAUACGGUGAAUGCGUAUCACUGGGGUGAGGAGUUGUUUGUUGAGGUGGAUAUCGUCAUGGCGCCUGAGCGGAGCCUGAGAGAGGUCCAUGAUGUCUCGCAGGAGCUGCAGGAUAAGCUUGAGACGGUUGAAGGCUUUGGGAGGGCUUUUGUGCAUGUUGAUUACGGCGAUGAAGGUAGCGAACAAUAUGUAAUGGAACCUGUGGAGAAUUCUAUCGAGAAGACCGAUAAAGUGCAGGUGAUGGGAAAUCCUGUCACUAAAUAUGCUCCGCUGCAAUACCAAGAGCUUGGCUUCGGUGCCAAGCGAGGCGAAGCCAGAAAGCACCGCAUUGAUUAA
Aspergillus affinis is the source of this 1224-nucleotide messenger RNA. RefSeq names its product cation diffusion facilitator family transporter. The transcript is spliced from 2 exons. The record is from RefSeq and is a predicted model, not a curated record. The coding region runs from base 1 to 1224 and encodes 407 amino acids. Gene Ontology annotation, cellular component: membrane. Gene Ontology annotation, biological process: monoatomic cation transport; transmembrane transport. Gene Ontology annotation, molecular function: monoatomic cation transmembrane transporter activity. Lineage: Eukaryota; Fungi; Ascomycota; Eurotiomycetes; Eurotiales; Aspergillaceae.